This is a messenger RNA of Bactrocera oleae (olive fruit fly), 262 nucleotides long. Lineage: Eukaryota; Metazoa; Arthropoda; Insecta; Diptera; Tephritidae. The record is from RefSeq and is a predicted model, not a curated record.
AUGUGCAUACCGGCUACAUUGACCUAUAUCAAUAUGGAUCAUAGUGUGACGGGUUCGCCGGAGCUGAUACCGUACCCCGAUUGGCGCAGCAACACAGCUGGUGAUUGUGCGAACAGCAUCACCACGGCGUAUCGCAUCAAAGCGGAUGAGUGUGGACGGCUAUGGGUGCUUGAUACCGGCACAGUGGGCAUUGGCAAUACCACCACCAAUCCAUGCCCAUAUGCUGUGAAUGUCUUUGACUUGCAAACGAACACGCGCAUAC